This is a messenger RNA of Diaporthe batatas, 844 nucleotides long. RefSeq lists its product as uncharacterized. The record is from RefSeq and is a predicted model, not a curated record. The transcript has a single exon. Bases 35 to 844 code for a protein of 269 amino acids. NCBI's taxonomy places the organism in Eukaryota, Fungi, Ascomycota, Sordariomycetes, Diaporthales, Diaporthaceae.
GCACUGCAUACUACCAUUGUUCACAGCACCCGAUAUGUCUCAAAUUUCAAUCCUCCUAGUACCCGGCUCCUUCAGCCUCCCGGAGUUCUACGACACCGUCGUCAAUGCCGUCUCCGCCCAAGGUCACGAGAUGCGAACCCUGCACCUCCUCAGCGCGGGCCUCGAGACCGGGAAAGGCAGGCCGGGCCCGCACACGCCCACGAUGGCCGACGACGCGGCCAUGAUCGCCGGCGAAAUCGAGAAGCUAGCGCAAGCCGGCAAGGCGGUCAUACUCGUCGCCCACUCCUACGGCGGCGUCCCUGCCACCGAGAGCACGCUGGGCCUGCGGCUCGAAGAGCGCCUGAGGGAGGGCAAGACGGGCGGCGUGGCCCGCCUCGCGUACAUGACCGCCCUGGUGCCCGAGGUCGGAGCGUCCGCGGCCGAGGUGCUCGCGGACGUCCCGCCUGAGAACAGGGACGAGCUCACUGUCGAUGAGUCUGGGUGGAUGUUUCGCACUGAUAGCGCCGUGGCUGCGGCCGCCCGUCAUUCGUUCUCGGACAUCCCCCCGGACGAAGGCGAGGCUUGGGUCCGGAGGUUCCCGCGGCACUCGGCGGUGAGCUUUCAGGGCCCGCUGACGCAUGCUGGGUAUACUGAGGUCCCGGUCUCGUAUCUCUUGUGUGAGGGAGACGUGACGAUUCCAUCGAAGAAUCAGAGGGCAGGUAUUGAGACGGUCGAAAAGGCGAGUGGGAGGCGUGUAGAUGUCACUAGCACUAAGGCUGGCCAUUGUCCUAUCGUCAGUGACCCGGAAGCCGUAGUUCACUGGGUGAUGGAUUUGGUAAGAAAGACGGAAAUCUCGCUGCAGUAG